This is a messenger RNA of Penicillium alfredii, 2571 nucleotides long. Its product is annotated as serine/threonine protein kinase CLA4. Lineage: Eukaryota; Fungi; Ascomycota; Eurotiomycetes; Eurotiales; Aspergillaceae. Bases 1 to 2571 code for a protein of 856 amino acids. Gene Ontology annotation, biological process: intracellular signal transduction; protein phosphorylation; regulation of MAPK cascade. The transcript has 3 exons. The record is from RefSeq and is a predicted model, not a curated record. Gene Ontology annotation, cellular component: cytoplasm. Gene Ontology annotation, molecular function: ATP binding; protein serine/threonine kinase activity.
AUGUAUACGCCGGAUCAGUUCAUGAAUCCUGGGCCGGCACCCCGCCCCCCUACGGAGCGCCCUCCCAAGUUGACUCUUCCCACUAAUAACAACGUGGCUACCUCGUUCAAUCAGAUGAGCUUGAAUUCACCGACUACCCCGGGGUCCGCCAACCUUUCUCUGUUCCCCAACACCAGCAGUCCGUCCCUGACUCGGAGCCAGACCGCGGGGCAGGGCGGUUUCGCUAUCAUUAAGGAGGGAUACGUUCGCUGCAAGGAAGACAAGUUCCUGGCCACAUGGAACCAACGAUACUUGAUCCUGCGCGAAUACAAACUUGAGUUCCUGAAAAAUGAAACGGGCAAAGUGGUGAUCUCUUUCCCGCUCUCCUCUGUCACGGCGGUGGCCCGCUCCGAGGAAUCCAAAAUGGCCUUUGAGAUCACACGGUUGGCCAACCCCAAGGACGCAUCAUCCAAAACCGCUAUGAUUACCCGCGACGUCCCCACUAAGACUAUCACCUGUGAGGUUAAGACUGACGACGAGAUCUAUGAAUGGAUCGACAAGAUCUAUGAGCGUUGCCCAGGCAUGGGCGGAGUGAGCAAUCCGACGAACUUCAGCCACCGCGUCCAUGUUGGCUUCGACCCGCAAUCGGGCGCCUUUGUGGGCUUGCCUCCAGAAUGGGAGAAGCUUUUGACGGCCUCCGCCAUCACCAAAGAAGACUACAAGAAGAACCCUCAGGCGGUCAUUGAGGUACUUGAGUUUUACUCCGAUAUCAAGAUGCGCGAACAGAACCCGCAAUACUACGGUGGGAUGAACGCUCCAGCCGGCGGUCAAGCCAAGUCACUCGGGAACAGCACGGUCGGCAGCUCCAUCGCGCCUCCGCGACCUCCCCCGCCGGGCCCCAUGCAGCGACUCGACAGCAACCAGUCGAAGCAAUCGACGGAAGGCUCCAUGCGCUCGGGAACAUCCUCACCGGGACAGUCACAGGGCAAACCAGAGUCGGACCGUGCGAUGGAACAGCAACAGCAAUUGGAGCGGAUGAAGGAAUUAGCCGAUCAGGAACGACGUCGCGUGGAAGAAGAAUCGCGUCGAAAGGAAGAGCAAAACCGGGCCGAGCAGGAUGCGUACAAUGCCUCUUUGCCGCAGACGCGCGUUCCGCUAGCCAAGCAGGAACUUGGUGGCUAUAGUGGAGAGGAGUCUUCGAUGAAUAGUCGCUACAAACCCAGCCGCCCGGCUCCGCAGGCUCCGGGCCCUGGGGCUCGGAACCAGUCUAAUGAACCUCGGCAGCUGACGGCACAGCGUCCAGCGCCGCCGCCGCCGACCUCAUCGCAGAGCCCCUAUGGACAAGGCCCGCCCCGCACCCCUGGCGGGCUGCGGAACGAGGACCAAGGUUCCCCCAACUCGCGCUACCUCCCCAAUGACCCUCGGGCUCAGGGCUUGGCGAAUCGUCCCCAGAACAAUGGCAACAAGGGCCAGCAGGCACAAGGACCUCCUCCAACUCGCCUGCCUGCUCCUGUGCAGGCAGUCAAGCCGCUGAACAUUGCCAACAAGCAGACGGGCAACAAGCAGGGCGUGCCCGAUGGUGUCCGCCAGGCGGAAGCGGCGCUGACCAAGAAGCCGGAGCCGCGGCAGAAGGAGGUGCGCAUGUCAAACAUGACUGAAAACGAGGUCAUGGACCGACUGCGGUCAGUGGUGUCCAAGGACAACCCCAACGAUUCUUACAGCAAGCAGCGCAAGAUCGGCCAGGGUGCUUCUGGAUCGGUGUACGUGGCGCGGGUCAAGGAGCACGCGACCUCGUCUGUGGCACGAGAGCUGUACCGACAGUAUGGCCCGCGCUGCCAGGUGGCUAUCAAGCAGAUGGAUCUGCGCAGCCAGCCGCGGAAGGAGUUGAUUGUCAACGAGAUCAUUGUUAUGAAGGACAGCCAGCACGCCAAUAUUGUCAACUUCCUCGACUCGUUCUUGCAAGAGCAGAGCAACGAGCUUUGGGUCGUCAUGGAGUUUAUGGAGGGUGGUGCGCUCACCGACGUGAUUGACAACAAUCAAGUCAUCCAAGAAAACCAGAUCGCGACGAUCUGCUCCGAGACUUGUAAGGGACUUGCCCACCUGCACAGUCAGAACAUCAUCCACCGUGACAUCAAGAGUGACAAUGUCCUGCUCGACCGCGUUGGCCAUGUCAAAAUCACCGACUUUGGCUUCUGUGCUAAGCUUACUGAAUCCAAGAGUAAGCGUGCCACAAUGGUGGGAACACCUUACUGGAUGGCCCCCGAGGUGGUGAAGCAGAAGGAGUACGGCCCCAAGGUGGACUGCUGGUCACUGGGUAUUAUGGCCAUCGAGAUGAUCGAGUCCGAGCCGCCGUACCUGAACGAAGAACCACUCAAGGCACUGUAUCUGAUCGCCACCAACGGGACUCCGCGUCUGAAGAAGCCCGAGAAGCUGAGCAAGGAACUCAAGGCGUUCCUGAGCGUGUGUCUCUGCGUGGAUGUCCGGAGCCGGGCGACAGCAGACGAACUCCUGGCGCACGAAUUUAUGCAAACGGGCUGCAGCUUGGCCAGCCUGGCGGAACUGCUGCGAUGGAAGAAGCCCAGCGGCCAGUAA